AUCAAAAUAACUAAAAAGGAAUUCGAUUUUAAAUUUCAAGUUGAACAAAUAUUGAUGUCAAAUAACAUAAAAAUAUAUUUAUUUAAUAAAUUUAAUAUAUUUAUUUGAUAAAUUAGAAUAAAAAGUAAUAAAAAUGGCGGAAUACAAUCAGGGUAUGCUGCCGGAUUUGCUGCCAGUUUAUUACAAAAAGAUUUUUCCUCACAAUUUUUUCUACAGAUGGCUGAGCUAUGGUGGAGAACCAAAAAGUUACUACACUAAUCGUGAAUUUUCCUUCACAUUAAUGGACGAUGUGUAUAUACGGUAUCUAUCAUUCAGUGAUGGGCUGGAAUUCGAGAAGGAAUUAAUCAAAACGAGUCCUUUCAAGAUUGAUAUUGGGGCUGUUUUUUCUCAUAGACCCAAAGAUCAAAAAACUUUGAAGCCCGGCUCCUUUCAGGCCAUGGAGAAAGAAUUAGUCUUUGACAUCGAUAUGACAGAUUAUGAUGACGUUCGAUCCUGCUGCUCCGGGGCAGACAUAUGUCACAAUUGCUGGCCUCUUAUGGCAGUUGGUGUGCAGAUUAUUGACAGGGCCUUGAGGGAGGACUUUGGUUUUGAACACAGGCUGUGGGCGCGUGCACUCCCGUCGAACGCCAGGAGUGCAAUCGUCGAUUAUCUCACUCUUGUUAAGGGUGGUGAAAACCAGGUUAAAAAAGUUAAUUUGUCAAGCCUAUCACUACAUCCACACAUCCAAGAAUCAUUAUCAAUACUCAACGAUCGAUUUUUCGAAGACUACGCCAUCUGUAAGCAGAACUUCCUGAAUGACGACUCCAAGAUGCUGAAGAUGAUGAAGAUGCUACCAGAUGAUCUCCAAACAAUGAUCAAAAAGUUUCUCGACCAGCAAGACCCAAGUAAAUUGAACUCUAAAAAUAGAUGGGAGGCCCUCAAAAUACACGCUGACAAGAAGAGAAGCCAAUUGAUUGACCUAUCCAAUGAGAAGAAGCCACCAAAAGAUAUCAGAGAACAACUGAGAAAGCACAGCCAUCUAGUUGAAGAAAUUAAACUUCAAUACUGUUACCCUAGAUUGGAUGCCAACGUCACGAAAGGAGUAAACCAUUUAUUGAAGAGUCCAUUCUGCAUUCAUCCCAAAACCGGGCGAGUGUGUGUUCCAUUUUGUGCUGAAGAAGUCUGGCAGUUCAAUCCAUUUACUGUUCCAACAAUCACGCAGUUAUGUAAUGAACUGGAUAACCUUGACGUGACUGAUGCGAAGAAAAAAAAAGACUUCCCGCUGUGCAAAAGUUUGAAUGACGCCGUUGAGGUUUUCAAAAAGUUUGUUGAAGAUUUGGAAAAGUCAUUCUUAAAAAAGAGGAAAGAACAAAAUGAUAUGACCCUACAGUUUUGAGCUCAACAACGAAAUUCAUUUUUUGUCUCCGUAAAACAAAGAUAAAAUAACUAUAGUUUCUGUAUCUAUGUUUCUCUCGGUAACAUAGAUACAGAAGUAACAGUUCUCAUAUCUAUUGUCUGUAUUUAACUAGCAUGAAAAGACAGAAUCUAGUACCAUAUUUUUUUGGUUUUCAGGCUCUCUUAGUAAAGUUAUGAAAUUUUGGUGACUAUCAAUUGUUGGUAAUUGUAGUUAAUUGACUGGUUAAUUGAUUACUUAAUUAACUGGCCACUUAAUUACUUAUCUAAUUGAUUGUUUAGUCACAUUACCAAAAAUUUCGAA
Helobdella robusta is the source of this 1696-nucleotide messenger RNA. RefSeq lists its product as hypothetical. Bases 134 to 1375 code for a protein of 413 amino acids. NCBI's taxonomy places the organism in Eukaryota, Metazoa, Annelida, Clitellata, Rhynchobdellida, Glossiphoniidae. The record is from RefSeq and is a predicted model, not a curated record. The transcript has 16 exons. Gene Ontology annotation, biological process: DNA replication, synthesis of primer. Gene Ontology annotation, cellular component: alpha DNA polymerase:primase complex.